This is a messenger RNA of Sphenostylis stenocarpa, 342 nucleotides long. Lineage: Eukaryota; Viridiplantae; Streptophyta; Magnoliopsida; Fabales; Fabaceae. The record is from the annotation of a GenBank genome assembly.
AUGUUGCACAGAAAAACAUUUGGGAAGAAUAGAGUGCUUACUAAGAUGUUCAAAAGGGGUGGUGGUGGUGUGAGCAUGUCCAUGUUGUCAAAUUCAACCAUGUUGGUUGGGUUGUGCCGUUCCAGGCGGCGGCUCCGGCGACGGCGGGGCAGUAGCAUCAGGCUAGGGAACAAGAGAAGAGGGUUCUGCCUUGGAACACGUCCUGUGGUACAAUGGGGUGUCAUGGCUCCUCUUAGGAUGUUGAAGAAGAUUAUAAUGGGAAUAGCACCAAAGGGGCAUUGGAUAGAGGCUUAUUGUUGGUCUCUACCUCUUCUACGCCCCCAACUAUUUCCCCUUUGUUAA